Carcharodon carcharias (great white shark) is the source of this 2066-nucleotide messenger RNA. RefSeq names its product dynein 2 intermediate chain 2 (gene dync2i2). Gene Ontology annotation, biological process: intraciliary transport. Bases 186 to 1691 code for a protein of 501 amino acids. Gene Ontology annotation, molecular function: dynein light chain binding; dynein heavy chain binding. The transcript has 8 exons. Lineage: Eukaryota; Metazoa; Chordata; Chondrichthyes; Lamniformes; Lamnidae. Gene Ontology annotation, cellular component: cytoplasmic dynein complex; ciliary plasm. The record is from RefSeq and is a predicted model, not a curated record.
CCUGAUUGGGUCGCGUCGAGUAUUAGCUCACGCUGCGCGUUGGUGUGUGAGGGGGGAGUUAUUUUUUGUUUUGUCGUGUGUGGGAGACGGAUGAGUUCUCGAUACUCGAACCUAUUUUUUUUGAAAGCACAUAAGCUAAAGUCUGUUUUGAGUGGGAGGAUUUUGGCUUUAUAACCGAACGGGCCAUGUUCACCGACGAGUUGCGGGAGGCCGUAUCGGUCGAGUCGCGCUGGAGGAAAGCUCCCGAGCUGUGUGACGCAGUUUGUCAAACGGCGGAGGUUCGACGCGCCGAAGCCUCAGUGCAGAUACGACGUAGCGCCAAGAUCAGUACGCAGACAGAAACGCUCGAGUACCGAGAGCAGCGGGCUAUCGAUAGGAACACGGAGCCUUCGAUCGAUUCCCCGCGCCUGGCCCGUUUUCUCCGCCAGGUGGAACCGAUGGUGAGCAAGGAGUUAAUGAAGAACAUCAAGAGCCACGCCUUUGAUGGAUUUGAGGUCAACUGGAUAGAUCAGCCGCACAACGUUUCAUGUUUACACGCGCUCUAUUAUCCAGAAGCUCAGAAGCGACAUCUGCAUGUUACUGGCGUGUCCUGGAAUGUGACGGGCUCUGUCAUUGCUUGUGCAUAUGGCAGGCUGGAGGAUGGUGACUGGAGCACAGAGAAGUCCUAUGUGUGCUCCUGGAAUCUGGAUCGGAGAGGGUUGAACCCAGCGCGACCAAAUACUGUGAUUGAUGUUUCUAGUGCUGUCAUGUCCCUGGCAUUCCACCCAGUAGAACCCUCUUUGAUUGCUGGUGGUCUUUACAAUGGAGAAGUUUUAGUGUGGAACAGCAGUAAAACCGAUGACCCUUUAAUUGCUAGAUCAGGAAUGUCUGAGGAUACCCACCGUGAGCCUGUUUAUCAGGUGCAUUGGAUCCAGAGUUUGAGCCGCAGUAACCGAAUUCAUGUUCUGAGCGCAAGCACUGAUGGGAAGAUUCUGAUUUGGCAGAUGGAUGGGAGAGGCCGGCUGGUACUGCACGAUGGGUUUGCCCUGGUCAUACAGCAGAUGCCGCGCAAUGUCAAACUACACAAGGCUCGUGAGGACACUCUGUUUGGUGUGACGUCUCUCUCUUUCUCUCACCUGGAUAAGACCAUGUUCAUUGCUGGUGUGGAAGGCGGUUAUGUGUUGAAAUGUUCAACUGAAGUUCUGACUCGUGCAGCACUGAGCUCUGGCUCUGUUCCAUUGAAGGCUCCAGCUCAGUUCACCUUCUCCCCACACUGUGGUCCUGUCCAUGCUGUUGAUUGCUCGCCAUUCCACAGGAACCUCUUCCUCACUGCCAGCACUGAUGGGCAUGUCCACCUUUACUCCAUGUUGCAGGCCAAGCCAGUUCUUUCUCUUCAGUUAUCUCAAAGUUACCUCUUCAGUGUUAACUGGUCUUCCAUCCGACCUCUAGUCUUUGCUGCAGCUACGGGAGACGGAACUGUGUUAAUUUUUGACCUUGGGCAGAGCUCUCUAUGUCCUGUAGUUUCUAUUGAGCAGACUGCAGAAAGGAAACCAGUUUACUGUCUGGCAUUUAACCCAAAGCAACCUGAGCUUCUUGCAGCUGGUAAUUCGGAAGGAAGUGUGAAAAUCUGGCGGCUGAGUGCUGAACUGACAAACCAAGGACCAAGGGAAAUGACUCUACUUGAGCAGCUUGCUAAUGAAGUAGCAGAUUGACUAAAGACCUAGGGAGGCCGGCUGGUGAAUUUUUGAAGUGUAGCUGGAGGAUUUUUCCAUCUACCUUCAGUGUUUACAGGUUGUACAGUAUAGGCUGAUUGUGUACAUCAAUAUUUUUAAUUUUUCAAAUACGUCUGUUGAAAGUUUAAUGCUAAAAUUUCUAAAUGUUUUUAUUUGCUUAAGAAUAUUUAAAUAUUACCCCCAGAGUGGAGAGAAUAUGGUAGUUGCUACCACAAGGAGUAGCUGAGGCAAAUACUAAAGAUACAUUUAAGGGCAAGUUAGAUAAGUAUAUGAGGGAGAAGGAAAAUAAAGGGUUAUGCUGAUACAUAGAGUGGAGGAUGCUUGAGUGGAGCAUAAAUGCAGGCAUGGACUUGU